Molecule: messenger RNA, 1994 nt
Organism: Manihot esculenta (cassava)
Lineage: Eukaryota; Viridiplantae; Streptophyta; Magnoliopsida; Malpighiales; Euphorbiaceae
Product: pH-response regulator protein palA/RIM20
Exons: 7
Coding region: 549-1772 (407 amino acids)
Source: RefSeq, a predicted model, not a curated record
AGUCCUGAGGCUCUGAGUGACCCCAGUCAGGUCUUUGGAUUCCGGUAGAAUUUGGGGGAAGAAGGUUUUGGCGAGAUGAAGUAGAAAACGCUGCGUUUUCUACUUUGUUUGUUAAUUGGCCAAAACCCAGCCCGACCCGAUAAGAAACCGAAUACUUGUAACGAAUCCGCGGGGGCCCAGCAAGGGGGGCCCACAAUCCCCAGAACUUUCUUGGAAUAUUGAUGGAGAAGGAAACGAAGCAAGAAAUAGCCAUAAGAAAACUCGAAAGGGACACCAUUGGCCACUUCUACAUCUCCACCUCAAAACCUAGCUCCAGUUAUGUAGUCAUAUAAGAAUUCAAUCUAACUUGGGCUUCUUAAGUUUCCCAAUUUGUGUGAGACUUGGAUGGAACAUUAGCGUAUUGUUGUUUUGUGUUUGUGGGAUUUUCUUGUGUGAGAAUCAAGUAGACGAAUAUUUGUGAAAGAGAACCGAGAUUGUUUUUGUCCCCUGGACCUGUUCCUUAUUGUAUUCUUCAUUCUGUCCUCUUUGAGUGUUGGCACUGGGCAAAAAUGAUGCUGCAAUAUCGAGACCUGGCUAAGCUUAAAACGAAGAAGUGUUGCUUCAAGAACUCUAAAUGGUGCCCUUCAAGCAAAGGAAAAAACUUUCAGUAUCUGGAAGCUUUGUGUUUAUCAUAUAUUGUGUUUGAGGAUGUAAUUGCUGUGCGUGAUUCUGUAUCUCUGGAGCAUCUGAAAGAAUUGAGCUCCAAGCGUAGGGUUAUUGAGGACUCCAUUAAUCAAACAAGCUUCAUCACAGAAGCUAUUGCCAGAGAAAUGUCUGGUGGAUCUACUUCUCGUUGUGAGCAGGAACGUCUCAGACUGGAAAAUUAUCUGCCAUUAUUGGAAAAUUUCAUUUCUCAUGCUGAUAUUGUCAGCAACAAUAGUCAGAUGAUUCGGUGGACUUCACAACUCAAGAUUCAGUGGUCCAGUGUUCUUAGCUCAUCAUCUUUCUUUAACCUUACAGGUCCAAAAUUUUUUCAAAUUGAUAAUUUGCGGUUUGAGCUUGGUAUGGCCCUUUUCCUUUAUGGAGCAGUGCUCAGGGAGAGGGCUUUGGAGUUUCUGCCAUCAGACUUAAAGCAAUCAGCCUUCAUCUACAGAGAAGCUGCUGGAGUCUUUCAUUAUCUAGCUCAUGAGGUUCUUCCCUCUUUACACUCUGCAAUAUCUGCUGAAAGGCCGCCAGAAGCUACCUCAUCUGUGACUUCUGCUAUAAGUCUCAUUUGUUUGGCUGAGGCCCAGGCUGUAUACAUAAGAAAGGCUGAAGAAACAGGAAAUACAGGGUUUGGUGUUUUAGCAAAGCUGCACCUUGGCGUUGCAGAACUACUUAGCGAAGCAGUCGGUGCCUUAAAUUCUGGGAUUGGAGAAUACAAGGCUAUUUCAUCUCGCUUUUUGGAAUUUAUAUCAUCUUGCAAAGCUCUUCAUGAGUUGCGAGGUCAUACAUAUUUUUCUAAAGGUCUAAAGCAUGAUGACCAAAUUGGAAUUGCCAUUGGAGUUCUUCGUGAUGCAUUGAGCAAUGUGAAAAGGAAAAUGCCAGGGGAUGAUUCCUGGAAAACUUUCUUUAGAAAAGAAAUUGAACAUUCAGCAGAUACCCUUCAGAAAUUUGAACAUGAGAAUGAAUUUGUUUGGCAUGAGAAGAUUCCAUCUGGAGAUGAGUUGCCAUUGCUCCAGGGCAAUGAAAUUGUGAAGAUAGAACCUUAUCGGCCCAAGAAAUGGGAGAGAGAACUUGCUUUCAAGACAUAGUUAAAUGUGUAAAGUGCAAUCAAGCUUCUUGUUUUCCUUCCUUUUUUUAAUGUGCAGAACUGUUUUUUUAUAUUUAUUUUUCCCCUUUCUUUUCUCUGGUGACUGGCCAAAAGCCUAAAGGGCUGUUGAGCAGGUUGUUGAUGUAUGGACAAAGGUGUUUGUCUCUCUUUCCUUCUUCUUGUUUUUAUUUUAUUUUUUAAAAAAAUAGUAAAGCUUGUGUGC